Tetrahymena thermophila SB210 is the source of this 2037-nucleotide messenger RNA. RefSeq names its product transmembrane protein, putative. NCBI's taxonomy places the organism in Eukaryota, Ciliophora, Oligohymenophorea, Hymenostomatida, Tetrahymenidae. The transcript has 2 exons. The record is from RefSeq and is a predicted model, not a curated record.
UUUGUUUAAAAGUUUAAUAAGAUUUUAAAAUUAAUAAAGAUGAAAAGGUUCUUUACAAAGUAGAAUUUAAUGAACAAUCUAGGAAGAAUAAUAUAUGGCUUCUUAGUACUUAUAUUAGCAAUUUUACUCAUAGUUUUUUCUGCAGUAAUUAGCAACUCAUAUAGUUCAAAUGAUAUAGAUUUAUCCUAAAUUUUAGAAAAUUGGGAGGAAUACCCAAUCUUUAAUUUAUAUUAGCCAUAUUCUGAUUCAACUUAAUGCAACUAAGGAGAUGAAUCCAUCUUUCUAUAUUAAUGGCCUGGAACUAGUGCGGGUUGUUAAUGUAAUGAUUCGACAUUUACAACUAAUUUAUGUUGUGGUGUGUCUGGUAAUAGCGGAUCUUGCUGUAAUGGAACACCCAUUUAAUAAAUAAAUUCAGAAGCUCUUAGAUACUGGGAUAUGAGUUUAGACGCAAGCUAACCCAAUCCAUAAAUUAUUUGUGGUGAAAAGCUGUUUGGAUACAAUUUUAGAACAAACGCUCGCUACAAUAAUGAAUGUCCAUCUAAUCUAAAAACCUGUGGUUCAGAUUCUAAUUUCGUAUUCUGUGUCCCAUAUGAAAAAGAAUGUCCCAUUCAGGAAGUGCGAUUCGAGAUACAGGAAUUUGAAGAUAAGACAUAUGAGAAUUUCUAGUUAAAUAUCCAACAAAAUACAUAUUUCAUUUAUAUUAAAAGGACAUAUUAAAGCAAAUUACCAAUUGUAUAAUUUAGAGUGAGUAAUCAUUUGUCAGCAUGCUAAGAUGAAUAGCUAUCUUACAUUCCUUAAUUAGAUUCUAUUUUUGAUCUUAGAAGUACAAAUUGUUCUCUCUCAAAAUAGUAUUUUUACACAGAUUUAUCUUUAUUAGAGGAGGACUACUUUUCAAUCCAUAAUAUAUCAAAUUAGCUUCUAAGCUUGCCUUCCUUCUCCUUUAAUACAAAUUAUCCUUUCAGGUUACUAAGUGAAAGUUACUACACCACUUAAUAGCAAUGCUUGUAGUAUAUGGAAUCAUUUUAUUCAAUUAAUUCAAAGAUGAAUUCAAUUUCAACUGCUGCGUAUGUUACUUUUAUACUUUGCUUGAUAUAUGGUUUAGAAUUACUUGUUAUCGAAACUUGGAUUGGAUUUAUUUAUAAUAAAUAUUUGUGGGGACUUAUUUUUAUGAGAAAAAAAGUUAAUCUCAUUUGGAAAAUUAUUUAUUCAAUCAAGUUUAUUUUGUUUGUAGCCUGCAUAACAUCUUCUUUUGUCCUUGCUUACUUAUACAAUAAAGAGUACAAUUUUUUUCAAAAUUAGAUAUCUGAGAGCUGCUUUGAUGGGGAAGCAAAUUAUUAAUUCCAACUUUAGAUAAAUAACAUGUAUCCCGGUUUAAUUACUGGACUAAUUAUUGUUAUCUUUAUAUUAUUUUUUAUUGAACCAAAUGUUUGGUAUAUCUUAAUCACUUGUUAUAAUCCUGGAUAAUAUGAAAAGGUAAGCCAUAAUUCUUUAGUUUCUACAGAAUAGCUCGAUGAUAAAAAAGGUUCUUAAGAUUUAAUGAUAACAAAUCCUAGCAAAUAAAUAUAAUACCCUAUUGAUUAUCAAAUAACUAAUAAUGAACAAGCUAUUGAGCAGAAAUAAAAUAAUAACUAAAAUUAAGUCUUAAAUAACGAAAUCCCAUAAAACUAAGUCCAUAUUAUCCCUAAUGUUCCUCUCUAAUAAUAAUAAUAAUAGUAAAUAUAAUAAUAAUAAUAAUAUUUAUCUUAAUAAUAAUUUUACUAAUUUUAAUAUGGAUUUAAAUAAAUAUAAUAGAAUGGACAACAAUAAUUUGUGUAAUAAAACUUAAUGCCUAAUGGAGAAUAUAAUCUGCCUUAAUAAAAUUAUUAAAAUAAUAAUCCAAGCUAAAAUAUAUCUAUCUACUAAACUAACAGAUAAUUUAUCUCUUCAAACGAUGUUUAAAUUCAGAUGUAAAACAUUUAUUAAAAUUAAGAAAACUUGUAAAGAUAAUAAAGAAAUAUUGAAGAAGAGUACGAAACAUAACCAAAACCAGGUGUAUGA